AUGGCCUGGUGCAGGGCUGUGCUCCCGCUGCUGCUCAUCGCAGCCUCCAGCUUGCAUGCCGGUGAGGCCUUCAAAUGCUUCACAUGUGAGCAGCCCACAGCCAUUUCUUUGUGCAAGAACAUUUCUUACUGCAAGCCAGAGGCCACGGCCUGCAAGACCAUGCUGGUGCAGAUAGAGUCAGAGUACCCCUUCAACCAGAGACCCAUGGUGAUCCGCUCCUGCAGCACCUCCUGCAUAGCCACUGACCCCGACAGCAUGGGGCUCGCCCACCCUGUCUACUGCUGCUUCCGUGACUUGUGCAACUCCAUGUAG
Messenger RNA from Zalophus californianus (California sea lion), 312 nucleotides. It is a transcript of the gene SLURP1, whose product is annotated as secreted LY6/PLAUR domain containing 1. Bases 1 to 312 code for a protein of 103 amino acids. The record is from RefSeq and is a predicted model, not a curated record. The transcript is spliced from 3 exons. Gene Ontology annotation, molecular function: acetylcholine receptor inhibitor activity. NCBI's taxonomy places the organism in Eukaryota, Metazoa, Chordata, Mammalia, Carnivora, Otariidae.